Molecule: messenger RNA, 1296 nt
Organism: Colletotrichum karsti
Lineage: Eukaryota; Fungi; Ascomycota; Sordariomycetes; Glomerellales; Glomerellaceae
Exons: 1
Coding region: 1-1296 (431 amino acids)
Source: RefSeq, a predicted model, not a curated record
AUGGGGAUCGGAGACAGACCGACGCCACAAGUUGAGGGUAACGCGGCGACGACUUCGUUACUCGACCUGCCGCAGGAGCUAGUGAACCAGAUUCUCUCCGAGUUGACGGAGUCGAACCCAGGACCGUAUCGGUUCCGGUUUGAAGAUGCCGAGCCAUCCUUCAAUACCAAACGGGUAAAUCAAGGGUUGUCUACCAUGGCUAAGCUUUGCCGUACCAGUCGCGCACUUCACGAUUUGGUUGAGCCACUUCUCUACGAAUUCGUCUAUAUCCCUGAAGCAACAGCGAAGCCUCUCACAUCUUUAUUGAGGUGUUGGAAGUCUCGACCUCAUUGCGCAGGGUACACAAGACGUCUCACAAUCGAGACGAAAUGGGUCCCUGGAGGAACGCCUCCUCAAACCAUUCCCGCCGAAGAUGUCGCCUUUGUUUCUGAUGUCGCGAAGAAGCUGAGGGUUUACUUGCGCGAGACCUGGAACGAAUAUACCUGGAAUACGGAUAUACUUGUCGAACUCGCCAUGUUCCAGGCACGCCGCGUCCAAAGCGUGGAGCUGGAGUUUUGCCAGCUGCGAGGAAUCUACCGGCCCGCGUUCGAAUGCCUCCUCCCCGAACACGGUGACACGAAGCAUGUCAGUUUCGAUCAUCUCGAGUACCUCUAUCUUGUGCAGGCGGGAUGGAGAAUAGCCGAGCUCGAUCACGUCCUGGAUCGAGCACCAAAUCUCGCAAAGCUUCGGUUGUUCAUGUGCGACUUCAACUACCCCAGUCAGACGCUUCCGGAAAGUCUCACGAGCCUCUGUAUUCUACGUUGCCCCAUCACGCCCUCGAGGCUGGAGUCUGUCAUCCGGGGCAUGGAGAAACUGACUCGAAUUGAGUUCACGAUCUGGCGUGGCCAGCCUGAAGACUUGGCUAGUGUGAUUGCCGCCCUCUCAAAGCACUCCAGGACUCUCAAGAGCCUGACCGUCUGCUUCGGGUGGAAUCGAAGAUCCGGGACCUCCAGAGUCAAGGUACCGCUGGAUACGCUGACCGGCCUCGAGUCCCUUACCACCGAUGUGCGCAGCUUUGGUUUGGGGCCAACGGGGUUGGUGCAGUCUUUACCUCCAUCGCUAAGGAAAUUGCGUCUCAUACGAUCACCGGAGACCACAAAAGAGGAACUGGAGUUAUUCGCCUCUGAGGUUGCUGAAGCCAAGAAAUGGGGGCUAGAGGACCUCACGGUCGUAUCAUCGGGGCCGGAGUACUGGGAAGAGCUCGACAGUAGCCACGACACAGUCUUUGACUAUAAGGCUAUGUCGCUUCAAGAAUAA